AUGUCUGGAGAUAACCACAAGGGUAUCCGGUUACUAAGAAAAGAAGUGCUGAACAGUUUACAGGGUGCAGAAAGCUGUUGCUUCCUAAGGCAGCUGCUUCAUUUCUACAUGGAUAAGGUUUUUAUCAGCUACAUCAGCAGCCAUUCCCUACAUCGCAGGACCACCAGCGUCCUAGCCAACUCCUUCCUCGGUAUCGCCAAGGACCUGCGAGUCUGCCAUGCGGAUGCACACUGUGAGUGCAGUGAAGAUGCCACGCUAAAACUUGCAGACAUUCAAACCAUGUACAACAAGCUUGAUCAAACAGCAGGAACAGUGAAGGCCAUUGGAGAGCUGGACUCAUUAUUUGAAUGGCUAGAAAGUUUUCAACACAAUUGAUAAUAGACCAAGAGCCAAACUAAAUAAGCUAGAUAUGCAUUAUAAUUCUAA
Messenger RNA from Xyrauchen texanus (razorback sucker), 426 nucleotides. Its product is annotated as interleukin-20-like. NCBI's taxonomy places the organism in Eukaryota, Metazoa, Chordata, Actinopteri, Cypriniformes, Catostomidae. The record is from RefSeq and is a predicted model, not a curated record. The transcript is spliced from 4 exons. The coding region runs from base 1 to 375 and encodes 124 amino acids.